GAUCCCAGGCAAUGGCGGGGGAUCGGGCCCGCUGGGGAUAGACUGGUGGGGACAGCUCUGGCAUAGCCAGAGAGGCUGUAUGUGUGAGAGUGUGUCACAAUGUUACUGUGUAUAAAGUAUGUGAUAGGCUCCACUUGUGUCAAAAUGUUAUCUUGUGUGUCACCAUGUGUGUGCAUGCAUGUGUGGCUGUCUGUGAGAGGAAAAAUGCAAGUAAAUGUGUUCCUUAGGUGAUUGUCCCUGCAGGUUUGUCCCUGAGAUUACUGUGUACGGAUCUGUGACAUUGUGGGUUUGUGUAAGUAUGACUUGUUUGACUAUCUCUGCAGACACACAUGUGUUGGAGUGUGUGUAACAACAGGUGAUUGUAUGGCUGUUGCCACCUGUUCCUGUUAUUACACAAGUGUAAUAAUUGUGACAAAAAGUAAAACUGUGGGUGGUGUGUGAUUACCUCUGGCUUUGUGCUAAUAAGACUGUGUGUGAGAUUAUGAAUGUGACUAUAUGACUGUGCAUAUUUUGUGAUUGAGUGAGAAUGUGUUUUUUUAUGUGAGAUCAUGGGGUUGAUUGUCUAGAAUCUAGUUUGUGACUGUAAAGCACAGAAAGAUUAAUAUUACUUGUCCCAAAUCUCACAGUUAUUAAGUAACAGAAUCAGGCCCCAAACUCAAGCUAUUUGGAUAUAGGGUUCUUCAUUUUAAUUAAUAAAUCGCUUUGAUUUUUUUUUUAUUUUUGUGAGAGAGAAAAAUGGAAGCCCUGAGCUCUAAGAAUAUUGGAGAAGGUUGUUUCUAAUCUUAUACUGGGAACCUUUGGAACAUGAGAGCUCGAUCUGAGUCUCAUCCUUCAGUCUGUGAGUUACAGUCUAAAGACAUUGUAGUGUAAGCAGGCUCAACUUGGCUAUUUCUAGAAGAAAUUCCAACUUGAAAGCCCAGUCUUCCUCCCUUUAGGCCACUGAUAUCUUAGCUUUGUCCUUGUCACAAAUAUUCCACGCUUACUGCUGAGAGUCUAGGUGUGUGUCUCUUCUCUGAAGAACCAAGUAAGUUAAGUUUUUGAUUUUUACAUUCUCAGUAAAGAAAAAUGUUCACUUCAUUUCCAAACAUGAAUCCAAGUUGGAACAGGAGAGACACUUCUCUAGGUGAUGUAUAGGUUUAUGCAGCCUUGACAGUGAGGAAAGGAAGGUUCUGAGAGAUGGAUUAACAUUCCCAUGGUCAUGUAGAUGAGGAAAGAAGUAAAGAGUCAACCUGACUCUAGCACUAUGUAAAACCCACAUCUAACAUUACAACUUCUUUUAGGUACUAACAGUCUAGUUCAAAUGUAUAAAUAUAUUUUUAACAGAGCUAUUAGAACAAAUAAACAAACCUACAAACUUUAAUUUCUUUCAUUCAGACGUUACUUAAGACUUCUCUUGCAAGCUGGGUAUGGUGGUGCACAAUUGUAGACCAAACUUUUUUUUUUUGUCCUUUUGAGACAGUGCCUUGCUAUGCAUUUCAGGCUGGCCUUAAACUCACUUUGUAGCCCAGGUUGGUCUCGAAUUUGCAAGGAUCCUCCUGCCUCAGCCUCCCAAGUGCUGGAAUUACAGGAAACAGCACCACCACACUCAGCUAAGAGUUUUAUCUUUAAAAAGAAAGAAAAACAGACAGACAGACUUCUGCUUCCAGCUGCCAAGAAUACAUUGAUUCUCCUCUCAGGUUGCAGAGGCUUUUAAUGGACAAUUUGAAGCUACCUCGGACUAAGAAAUAACUUUCCAAGACACUAAAUUGGGUAAUUCAGGCUAGCCCCGAAUUAAUGGGUCGUGAAUCCUAAAAUAUAGAUCAAUGACAAUUGUCCCCAUUUUCAGAAUGAAGAAAUGUUGACUCUAAGAGUACAAGCAACUGAUUUCAGGCUGCACAACUUUUUAGUUUAGUAUGAAAAUUUGACAGUGCUUCCCUCAGGCUACUGCUUUUCUAUGCAACAACAGAAGUGUAUUUACUGUCCCUUCUUUAAGGAGUAGAUGACCUCAGUUUUGGUGAAUAUUUAGAACAGGUUUUGUUGAGUGUUGUUAAAUAAUUGAUCAAGUUCAUUGAGUGUUUUCCAGCCACAUAUUGUGACUUCUGGGAGGAAGAGCAAUUUUUGAGCCACACUUUAUUAGGACUUUUAUGACUUUGAACUGGUUAUUGAAACUUCUUGAACCUCAAUUUUACUUACCAGUAAAAUGAGGAUAAGCAUACUUUCCUUUGCAUUUUUUGAGAAUUGUAUAAGAUAACAACAUGUACGACAUGCACCAUGCUGCUGGAUAUAUUACAGGAGAGAGAGUAGAUUUACUCAUUUAUCUGCUAUUUUGUGAGCACGUUCAGUGGUUCUUGUGUUGUUCUAGUACUAGAUUACACCAGCGAACCAAACUAGUACUAGUUUUCUUGGAUCUUAAAUCUUAUGUGGAAAGAUAAAGAAUAAACACAAUGUGUGUGACACUGUCAGUGGUAAUAAAUUCUAAGAAGAAAAUUAACUCAGGAUAAGGAAAAGGGGAGUAACUAGAAGGGACAUCUCCAUACAUAAAAUUUUCAGGGACCUCUCUGUGAUAUAGUGAUGACUAAACACAGACAAGAAUAUAUCCAGGGAGUGAGACAUGGCGGUGUUUGGAAGGAGAGCCUUCUAGAUAGAAGGAAAAGCAAGAGCUACAGCCGUGAAGGAUGAGUGCACAUAAUAGAGAGAGAAAUGAACAAAAGGGAAAAGGGUAGAAAAAGAGGUCGGAGUAGGCAAGCACCAGAUCAUAAACUGCCUCGUUGGCCCCAGGAUAGACAUAGAUUUUCUUCCAUUUGGAAUUUGUUUCCUUAAUAUAAGUUCCAGGGUUAAGUUCCGCAUUAACAGGAUAUGGAGAUCAUAAAGGGCAGUAGUUAUAUCUGUGAAUCGCACACCAGCAACAUAGAACUAGGAUGUCACUGUUCCUUCUUUCACUCUCUUUUCAACAUUUUUUGUUCUUCACCAAAAGAGAAACUGAAGAAAGAAAGAAGAAUGGCUGUUGGACUUUGUAAAGAUAUGUCCCAGGGGUUGGUGACUUUUAGAGAUGUGGCUCUAGACUUUUCCCAAGAGGAGUGGGAAUGGCUUGCUCCGUCUCAGAAGGAUUUAUACAGAGAAGUCAUGUUGGAGAACUACAGGAACUUGGUAUGGCUUGGACUCUCCAUUUCUAAACCCAACAUGAUCUCCUUAUUGGAGCAAGGGAAGGAGCCCUGGAUGGUGCAAAGAGAGCUGUCACGUGGUCACUGUACAGACUGGGGGUCUUGGUGUGAAAUGAAAGAGUUGUCCUCAGAAUGGUUCACUGAUGAAGAAGAAAUACCCCCAGGGAUGGUAAUGAGAAGAAUCAGAAGUCGUAGCCUUCAGUGCUCCAACUUCACAGAAUCCUGGAAACAUAAGGAUGAAUUUUUAUGGCAUCAGGGAAAUCAGGAAAGACACUUCAGGCAAGUGACAACUCUUAAGGACAUCUCUGCCAGGAAGAGAUAUAACAAAUACAAUAAUUCUAGGAGAAGCAAUUCCCUGGAGUCAGUCCUUUUAACACAACAGAGAGCUUCCAUAAUAAUGCAAGUACAUAAAUUUGAUAUUUAUGAUAAAAUCUUCUCUCAGAAUUCAGUCAUAAUUGGAUAUGAAAGAUUCCAUCCUAAGAAGGAGUCUCUGAUACAUACAGAAUGUGAAGAACUCAAUCAGAGUACACAAUUUAUUAAAGAUAUAAUAAUUCCUUCCGGUGAGAAACCUUUUGAAAGUAAUGAUUUUUCAGAUCUCUUGAAUUUCCACUCAUUACUUACUCAACAUCCAACCAGUAAUUUUAGAAAAUUACCCCAUGACUAUGAUGAAUUUGGUGAUGCCUUUAACUGUUACUCAUUCUUUACUCAACCUCAGAGAAUUCACAGUGGAGACAAACUAUAUGCGUGCAGUGACUGUGGAAAAGCCUUUAGCCAUGACUUAUUUCUCAGUGAACAUCAAAGAACUCAUAAUGGAGGGAAAAUGUAUGAGUGUAAGGAAUGUAACAAAGCCUUCAGACAGAGUGCACACCUUGCUCAACAUCAGAGAAUUCACACUGGAGAGAAGCCCUUUGCAUGCAGUGAAUGUGGAAAGGCCUUUAGCCGUUAUGCUUUCCUUAUUGAACAUCAGAGAAUUCACACAGGGGAAAAACCAUAUGAAUGUAAGGAAUGUAACAAAGCUUUCAGGCAGAGUGCACACCUUAAUCAACACCAGAGGAUUCAUACCGGGGAGAAACCCUAUGAAUGUAAUCAAUGUGGAAAGGCCUUCAGCAGACGAAUAGCCCUUACUCUGCACCAGAGAAUUCACACGGGAGAAAAACCCUUCAAGUGUAAUGAAUGUGGGAAGACCUUUGGCUAUCGCUCACACCUUAAUCAGCAUCAGAGAAUACAUACAGGAGAAAAGCCCUAUGAAUGCAUGAAAUGUGGGAAGUUUUUUAGGACUGACUCACAACUUAAUCGACACCAUAGAAUUCAUACUGGGGAAAGACCAUUUGAAUGUAGUAAAUGUGGGAAAACCUUUAGUGAUGCUUUAGUUCUAAUUCACCAUAAGAGAAGUCAUGCAGGAGAGAAACCCUAUGAAUGUAACAAAUGUGGGAAGGCCUUCAGUUGUGGCUCAUACCUUAGCCAGCAUCAGAGAAUUCAUACAGGAGAGAAACCUUAUGAAUGUAAUGAAUGUGGGAAAGCUUUCCAUCAGAUCUUGUCCCUUAGGCUGCAUCAAAGAAUUCAUGUGGGAGAGAAACCCUAUAAAUGUAAUGAGUGUGGGAAUAAUUUUAUCUGUGCCUCAGCUCUUAGACGACAUCAGAGAAUUCAUAACAGAGAAACCCUCUGAUUAUAGGAAAGAAAACAUUUGGUCACUGUUUAGUCCUUAUGAGUACCGGUGAAUUCUGUUUGGUUGAUACUUCUAUGAAUGUAAUACAUGAAGAAAAGUCUUCAACCAAUGGCCAUCCAUUUUUUGGAAUGACCUGAAUAGUAGAGAACUGUUAAUUUUUGGUCUAUUCUUUAUCCGCCUUAACCACCCUCAAUGCAUAUGAUUCUAUGAAAUGGAAUCAGCAGUGGAUUGGUCACAGCCAUUAUUUUCCCUCAAACUAGUGGUUAGUAAGAGAUUAGCGGGUAGGCACAGUGGUGGAUGCCUAUAAUGUCAGCACUCUGGGAGACUGAGGCCGGAGGAUCGCAAGUUUCAGCCCACCCUCUGCAACUUACCAACUUAGCAAGACCAUAUUUCAAAGUAACAGGAGAGGAGUGGCUGAGGAUGUAGUUUACUGCACCGCUGAGUUGUUGGUUUUUUUUUCCCCCACCAUUUCCAGUUUCUGUUCUGCUCUACAGACAUGCAUCCAGAUUCCCAUACAUCCUUCAAUGGAUGCAUCGCUUAUCAAACAGGUCAUACAUACAUUGUUAGUUUGGAUUUUACCCUAAUUCUAUGAAAGAAUUUUGCUCAGAAAUGAUUUUUCAGGUUAACUGUGUCCCUCUGUGCAACGGUCUAAUAUUAUUCAUCAACUCUUAACAUUCGUGUGAUUUACAGCAUUUACUAUAUUUAUUCCUGUCUCAAUGGCUAUAAUUUAUGGCUGCCACAGAAAACAUUCUAGGAAGUAUUCAUUUGUGAGCCUGAAGUAUAUUAGAAUAUUUGUCUAGGAAUUACAGUUGCAAUCCUGCAUUCAAAAGCUAAAGAGUCUGGAAGUUGAUGUCUACAGGUAAUAGCAUCACAAAGCAAGGCUCACUCAAGGACAGUCCAGGAGGGCUGUGCUCCAGCUUCCGCCUUCUGCUUGAUCAGUUCCAUGUGGGUGCAGAGCCAAUUGCAUGAUGCCACUGUAUGCAGGACGAGUAUUUCCUACUCAGUUUGCUGACCCACACACUGGUCUUCUCCAGAAAUACUCUCACAGACACCCGGAAAUAUGCUUUACCAAUUUAGGCAUCCCUCAAUCCAGAAAACUUGAUAACCAAAAUUAACCAUCAUGCUAAUGUAUCAACACUGAGUCUUUUGAGGUUUCUGAAUUUCGAUUCAUGUUUAAAAACCUCUUCAUAUCCUGACCACUUAGUUUAUUUUUGUUCUGCUACUUAAGACUAGGUAUUUAUUUUCUCACAAGUCCUGGAGUUUGGGAAGCCUUAUGAUUAAGAUACUAGCAUCUGGCGAGAGCCUUCUUGCUAUAGACCCACAUGGCAGAAAGUCAUGAAAGAGUGCUCCUUUCAACAUUGAGUUAUUUUAUAAAGGCUCAAAACACAUCUGUGAAGGUCCAUGAGAUCCUUUCGAGGCCUCCACUCUUUUUUGGAGUACUGCGGUUUGAACCCAGGUUCUUUACAUUGAGCUGCAUUCCCAACCCACCCGUUUUUAAAGUUUUUGAAACAGAUUUUUGCUGAAUUGGUAAGUGGAUCAGACUGGGCUCAAACGUGUAACUCUCCUGCCUCAGCUUCCCAGAGUGCUGAGAUUUCAGGUGUGUGCCACCACUGCCUGCUCCCACUUCUUAAUACUAUCACUUUGGGGGUUAGGUUUUAACCAGAGUUUUAGAGCACACACAAACAUUCAUAUUAUUCUGCCCUGGUCUCCGUUUUGAACAUGCGUAUCUCCUUCAGAAGCAUAUGUGUUCAAGGCAUGGUCCCUCUGGUGUAGGUACUGGGAGAUAAAGUAGAAUUUCAAGAGGCAAGGCCUAGUUGGUUAUCCGUAGGUCCCUGGGGGGGCAUGCCUUGAAGGGACUGUGAACCCCUAAGGGUCUUCAUGGUUUUUUAUUUUGAUAUAUGAUUUCUUCUCCCACAUACUCUCAUUGAUGUGACAACAUCAACCAAAAGGGCUUCACCAGAGCACAGCUGAUGGUCCAUCAUGCCCUUGGACCUCCACAGUUUCAAGCUAAAUAAACCAUUUUUUAAAAUAAA
This is a messenger RNA of Cavia porcellus (domestic guinea pig), 6839 nucleotides long. RefSeq names its product zinc finger protein 383. Gene Ontology annotation, cellular component: nucleus; nucleoplasm. Gene Ontology annotation, biological process: regulation of transcription by RNA polymerase II. Gene Ontology annotation, molecular function: RNA polymerase II cis-regulatory region sequence-specific DNA binding; DNA-binding transcription repressor activity, RNA polymerase II-specific. The transcript is spliced from 4 exons. Lineage: Eukaryota; Metazoa; Chordata; Mammalia; Rodentia; Caviidae. The record is from RefSeq and is a predicted model, not a curated record. Bases 2836 to 4806 code for a protein of 656 amino acids.